Molecule: messenger RNA, 1466 nt
Organism: Capsella rubella
Lineage: Eukaryota; Viridiplantae; Streptophyta; Magnoliopsida; Brassicales; Brassicaceae
Product: eukaryotic translation initiation factor 3 subunit D
Biological process (GO): translational initiation
Cellular component (GO): cytoplasm; eukaryotic translation initiation factor 3 complex
Molecular function (GO): translation initiation factor activity
Source: RefSeq, a predicted model, not a curated record
AUGUCAGAUUCUUGGGUUCCGUUGACUCGCCGUGAUCGUCUUUAUAACAAUAACCGUAACAAUACUCAUCACCAACGCCGUGAAGCCGCCGCGUUUAAAUCUUCAGUUGAUAUUCAACCGGAAUGGAAUAUGCUUGAGCAGAUUCCUUUCUCAACUUUUUCAAAGCUUUCAUUUACAGUUCAAGAGCCUGAAGAUCUUCUUCUUUGUGGUGGGCUUGAGAGUUAUGAUCGGAGUUUUGAUCGUAUCACACCUAAAGCUGAUCGUAGACUUGAGCGUUUCAAGAACAGGAGCUUUAAGGUUACUACAAGUGAUGAUCUUGUGAUUAGGCGUCUUGCUAAGGAAGAUAAAGCUACUGUUUUUGCUACUGAUGCGAUUUUAGCUGCUCUUAUGUGUGCUCCUAGAUCGGUUUAUUCUUGGGAUCUUGUGAUUCAACGUGUUGGGAACAAGCUUUUCUUUGAUAAGAGAGAUGGGUCACCACUAGAUUUGUUAUCUGUUCAUGAGACUUCUCAAGAUCCUUUGCCCGAAGCUAGGGAUGAUAUUAACUCUGUUCAUUCUCUAGGUAUGGAGGCUGCUUAUAUUAAUCAGAGUUUUGCACAGCAGGUUUUGGUUAGGAAUGAGAAAAGAGAAGCUUUUGAUGAGCCAAGUCCUAAUGUUAAUGAAGGUGAAGAGAAUGCUUCUGUUGCUUAUAGGUAUAGGAGAUGGAAGCUUGAUGAUAGUAUGUAUUUAGUUGCUAGAUGUGAGUUACAGAGCACUGUUGAUCUGAAUAACCAGAGAUCGUUCUUAACUUUGAAUGCUCUUAACGAGUUCGAUCCUAAAUACUCUGGUGUUGAUUGGAGACAAAAGCUCGAGACUCAAAGAGGUGCGGUUUUAGCUAAUGAGUUGAAGAACAAUGGUAAUAAGUUGGCGAAAUGGACCGCGCAAGCUAUCUUGGCUAAUGCUGAUAUGAUGAAGAUUGGGUUUGUCUCAAGGGUUCAUCCUCGUGAUCAUUUCAACCAUGUUAUAUUAUCGGUUUUGGGGUAUAAGCCGAAGGAUUUCGCUGGGCAGAUCAAUCUUAACACUAACAACAUGUGGGGAAUAGUGAAGUCGAUUGUUGAUCUGUGUAUGAAGUUAAGUGAAGGAAAGUAUGUAUUAGUGAAGGAUCCAUCGAAGCCUCAAGUUAGGAUUUACGAAGUUCCGGCUGAUGCAUUUGAGAAUGAUUAUGUGGAAGAGCCUCUUCCCGAGAAUGAACAGGUUCAGCCACCUGAGGAGAAUACUGAAGCAGGAGCUGAGACUAAUGGAGCUUCCUCUACUAACGUAUCUGCAGAAGAUAAGAAACCCGAAGAUCAAGCCUGAUUGUGAUGAUAUGGUAUAUUUUGAGUUACUUUUCAGAAAUGUUCCCAAAUUGUUCACUGUUCAUAUAAUAGACAGUUUAUGUGAUUGGUUCAUACUCUUUAGCUGAAUGAUUAAAGAUUGUUGUUGUUUUUGAA